Candoia aspera is the source of this 7119-nucleotide messenger RNA. RefSeq names its product calcium voltage-gated channel subunit alpha1 H (gene CACNA1H). Gene Ontology annotation, cellular component: voltage-gated calcium channel complex; plasma membrane; neuron projection. NCBI's taxonomy places the organism in Eukaryota, Metazoa, Chordata, Lepidosauria, Squamata, Candoiidae. Gene Ontology annotation, molecular function: low voltage-gated calcium channel activity; voltage-gated sodium channel activity. Gene Ontology annotation, biological process: positive regulation of calcium ion-dependent exocytosis; calcium ion import; membrane depolarization during action potential. The transcript has 33 exons. The record is from RefSeq and is a predicted model, not a curated record. The coding region runs from base 15 to 6938 and encodes 2307 amino acids.
UCGAGCACGUCAGCAUGCUGGUCAUCCUCUUGAACUGUGUCACCCUUGGGAUGUUCCAGCCAUGUCAGGAUGUCAGAUGCAAAACAGAAAGGUGCACAAUCUUGGAGGCGUUUGACCACUUCAUCUUCGCCUUCUUUGCUGUGGAGAUGGUUAUCAAGAUGAUCGCCCUGGGGAUCUUUGGGCACAAAUGUUAUCUAGGAGACACCUGGAAUCGCCUUGACUUCUUCAUUGUCAUUGCUGGCAUGAUGGAAUAUUCUUUGGAUGGACAUAAUGUCAGCUUAUCAGCCAUCCGUACCGUCCGGGUUCUCAGGCCUUUACGAGCCAUUAACAGGGUGCCAAGUAUGCGCAUUCUUGUCACCCUGCUCCUAGACACUCUGCCUAUGUUAGGCAACGUUCUCCUCUUGUGUUUCUUCGUCUUUUUCAUCUUCGGAAUCGUCGGUGUCCAGCUCUGGGCUGGGCUGCUGAGGAACAGGUGCUUCCUAGAUUCCCAUUUGCAAAGGACACACAACUUGACUUUUCUGCAUCCGUACUAUCGGCCGGAAGAGGGGGAAGAGAACCCGUUCAUCUGUUCGUCCCACCGGGAUAACGGCAUGCAGAAGUGUUCCAGCAUCCCUAACCGGAAGGAGUACAAGAUGGAAUGUACUUUAAACGUGGACACUUACAACCCACAGGUGGACACGCUGGACUUCAGCAGCCGAAACGCCUGCGUAAACUGGAACCAAUAUUACAACGUUUGCAGGCCGGGGGACUUAAACCCGCACAAUGGAGCUAUUAAUUUUGAUAAUAUUGGCUAUGCUUGGAUAGCUAUUUUUCAGGUGAUAACCCUGGAAGGAUGGGUUGACAUCAUGUAUUAUGUUAUGGACGCACACUCUUUUUACAAUUUUAUAUAUUUUAUACUACUUAUAAUAGUUGGUUCUUUCUUCAUGAUUAACUUGUGCCUGGUUGUGAUAGCAACACAGUUUUCUGAAACCAAACAGCGGGAGAACCAGCUGAUGCAAGAGCAGCGAGCCCGCUACCUCUCCAAUGACAGCACAAUCGCCAGCUUCUCUGAGCCGGGGAGCUGCUACGAAGAGCUCCUCAAAUACAUCUGCCACAUUUUCAGGAAAGUCAAACGGCGGACAUUGCGCCUCUACAACCACUGGCAGAACAAGCGGCGGAAAAAAGUCAACCCCAACAGUGGUGGAGACAAUGGGCAAGGCCACCACCAGAGUGGCAAGCGGCGCAUCACUUCCAUCCACCACUUGAUCCAUCACCACCAUCACCACCACCAUCACCACUACCACAUCAGCAACGGGAGCCCCCAAGGGCCACGGUCCAGCCCAGAGAUUUGUGAUCUGGAGUUGGACGUCAUGAAACCCAGGAGCCAGCUGAUGCUUCCUCCAUCUUCUCCCAACCACCCGAGUGGUGGAGCUGCAGAUACAGAGUCCAUCCACAGUAUUUACCAUGCUGACUGCCAUGUGGAAGGAACCUCGGUGAAAUGCAAGUCUUCCAGUGCCAAUCAUGGCAGCAUGAACUACCCCACCAUCUUGCCUUCUCCGGCAAACAAAGCCAGCGUCACCCCCUUGUCCAAAGGGAAGAAAAAUGGAGGCAGUGGGGGGACCUCUCCCAUGGCCAUGGUCAGCAGCCCAGUCCAUCUGAAUGCGGAUUGCUACGGGAAGCUCCACCAUUUAGUGGGAGAACGUGGCCUCUGCCGGACCUCUAGCAUUUUGUCUGGCUUGAAUGUGCCCUGUCCACUGCCCGGCCCGCAAGCCGACAACUUGAGCUGUGAGCUGCAAAACUGCCCAUUCUGCGCCAGCAUGCUGGAGGAUCCCGAGUUUGAGUUCAGCGAGGCAGACAGCUACGGGUCAGGAGACGACAACACCGGGGUCUACGAGUUCACUCAAGAUGUAAAACAUGGGGACUUACGGGACCAGAUCCAGCAGCAGAGGAACAAGAAAAAGAAGAAAAGGAAACCACCCAAGGAGAGGAACAAAAUAACCAGACUCUGGAAGGCAUUUGGCAACAAGCUGAAGAGGAUCGUGGAGAGCAAGUAUUUCAACCGCGGGAUCAUGAUUGCCAUCCUCAUCAAUACGCUGAGCAUGGGCAUUGAGUAUCAUGAACAGCCGGAUGAGUUAACCAAUGCCCUGGAGAUUAGCAACAUUGUCUUCACAAGCAUGUUUGCUCUGGAGAUGCUGCUCAAGCUUUUGGCCUUCGGCAUCUGGGGUUAUAUCAAGAACCCCUACAACAUUUUUGAUGGCAUCAUUGUUGUCAUCAGCGUCUGGGAGAUCAUUGGCCAGUCAGACGGCGGGCUUUCAGUGCUGAGGACCUUCCGUCUCCUCCGUGUCCUCAAGCUGGUGCGGUUCAUGCCAGCUCUCCGUCGGCAGUUGGUUGUUCUCAUGAAGACCAUGGACAACGUGGCCACCUUCUGUAUGCUGCUCAUGCUGUUUAUAUUCAUCUUCAGCAUCCUUGGUAUGCAUCUUUUUGGGUGCAAAUUUGGCUUAAGAACAGAUACAGGGGACACGAUGCCAGAUCGGAAGAACUUCGAUUCCUUGCUGUGGGCAAUUGUCACUGUGUUUCAGAUCCUGACCCAGGAAGACUGGAAUGUAGUCCUGUACAACGGAAUGGCGUCCACCUCCUCCUGGGCUGCCCUCUAUUUUGUGGCUCUGAUGACUUUUGGCAAUUACGUGCUUUUCAACCUCUUGGUGGCCAUCCUGGUAGAAGGUUUCCAAGCUGAGGGUGAUGCCAACAGAUCUGACACAGAUGAAGACAAAACAUCGACCAACUUUGAGGAAGAGUUUGAGAAACUGAAGGAACUCCAUGCUUCUGAGAUGAAGAUGGUUUCGCUUGCCAUCACUCCUAAUGGCCACCUGGAGGGCAAGGGGAGCAUGCCCCCGCCCAUCAUCAUGCACACCGCGGCCACCCCCAUGCCCACCCCAAAGUGUUCUCCACACAUGGACUCUGCCUACCCUUUUGUGGACUCCAGAAGGGGGAGCAACGUUUCAGUUGACCCGCUCAGCUUCGACCAGAAAUCUUUGUCCAGCCUCCGCAGCUCGCCCUGCGCAAACUGGGGCACCGGCAGCAACUGGGGCAGCCGCCGCUCGAGCUGGAACAGCCUGGGCCGGGCGCCCAGCCUGAAGAAGAAGAGCCAGUGCGGCGAGAGGGAGUCCCUGCUGUCGGGGGAGGGCAAGGGCAGCACCGAUGACGAGGCGGAGGAGGCCAAGGUCAGCACCCUCAGCCGGCCCCCCCUGCUGCGCCGGGCAGAGUCCCUGGACUGCCGGGCGGGCGUGGACCUGCCGGAACUCCUCCAGGUGCCCGGGGUGCACCCUCCAGUGGCCAUGCUGCCCAUCGAGUACCAGGACUGCAACGGCAAGAUGCUCCAGGUGCCCAACGAGCUCUAUCUGCAUAUGGACGGCCGCAAAGAGGAUCCGUUCGAUUACGAUGACAACGUGGAAGACAGUUUCUGCUACAGAAUCCGCAAGGCCUUGGAGCCCUACAAGCCGAGGUGGUGCAAGAAUCACGAGGACUGGUCGCUCUAUGUGUUUUCCCCUCAGAAUCGGCUCCGGGCCAACUGCCAGAAAGUCAUAGCACACAAGAUGUUUGAUCACGUGGUCCUUGUUUUCAUCUUCCUCAACUGCAUCACCAUCGCCUUGGAGAGGCCAGAUAUCGAUCCCAACAGUACGGAACGGAUAUUCUUGAGCGUGUCCAACUACAUAUUUACAGCUAUUUUUGUUGCUGAGAUGAUGGUUAAGGUGGUGGCUCUGGGCUUCUUCUCUGGGGAACACACCUACCUCCAGAGCAGCUGGAACGUCCUGGAUGGAAUCCUGGUCUUUGUGUCCAUCAUUGACAUCAUUGUUUCCAUGGCAUCCGCAGGCGGGGCAAAGAUUUUAGGGGUCCUGCGAGUGCUUCGGCUGCUGCGCACGCUAAGACCUUUACGGGUCAUCAGCAGAGCUCCAGGACUGAAACUCGUGGUUGAGACCCUGAUCUCUUCUCUCCGGCCUAUCGGCAACAUUGUCCUGAUCUGCUGCGCUUUCUUUAUCAUCUUUGGCAUUUUGGGGGUACAGCUCUUUAAAGGCAAGUUCUAUUACUGCGAGGGACCUGACAUCCGAAACAUCUCCACUAAAGCCGACUGUAAAAAAGCCCAGUACAGAUGGGUCCGGCGGAAGUAUAACUUUGACAAUUUGGGGCAGGCCCUGAUGUCCUUGUUCGUCCUCUCCUCCAAAGAUGGCUGGGUGAACAUCAUGUAUGAUGGACUGGAUGCCGUGGGGAUUGACCAACAGCCCAGCCGGAACCAUAACCUCUGGAUGCUUCUCUACUUCAUUUCCUUCCUCCUCAUCGUCAGCUUCUUUGUGCUCAACAUGUUUGUCGGGGUGGUGGUGGAGAACUUCCACAAGUGUCGGCAGCACCAGGAGGCCGAGGAGGCCCGGCGGCGCGAAGAGAAGCGGCUGCGGCGUCUGGAGAAAAAGCGCAGGAAAGCCCAGCGACGGCCGUACUACGCCGAUUAUUCACCCACUCGGAAAUACAUCCAUUCUCUCUGCACCAGCCACUACCUGGACCUCUUCAUCACUUUUAUCAUUGGAGUCAACGUCAUCACAAUGUCCAUGGAGCACUUUGACCAGCCCAAGUCUCUGGACGAGGCCCUGAAAUACUGCAACUACAUGUUCACCAUUGUCUUUGUGGUUGAGGCUGUCCUGAAACUGGUGGCCUUCGGCUUCCGGAGGUUCUUCAAGGACAGGUGGAACCAGCUGGAUCUGGCCAUUGUCCUGCUGUCAAUCAUGGGGAUUACUCUUGAGGAGAUCGAAAUGAACGCCGCACUCCCCAUCAACCCCACCAUUAUCCGCAUCAUGAGGGUGCUCAGGAUUGCUAGAGUGCUGAAGCUGCUGAAAAUGGCCACAGGGAUGCGGGCAUUGCUGGACACGGUGGUUCAGGCCCUCCCCCAGGUGGGGAAUCUCGGUCUGCUAUUUAUGCUCCUUUUUUUCAUCUACGCCGCCCUGGGGGUGGAAUUAUUUGGAAAGUUAGACUGCAGUGAGGAAAAUCCUUGUGAAGGCCUAAGCCGGCACGCUACUUUCAACAACUUUGGCAUGGCCUUCCUCACCCUCUUUAGGGUAUCAACUGGGGACAACUGGAAUGGGAUCAUGAAGGACACCCUCCGGGAAUGCCACCGGGAUGACAAGCAUUGCCUCAGCUACCUGCCCGUCAUCUCCCCUGUGUACUUCGUCACCUUCGUCCUCAUUGCCCAGUUCGUCCUGGUGAACGUUGUGGUCGCCGUCCUGAUGAAGCACCUGGAGGAGAGCAACAAAGAGGCAAAGGAGGAUGCCGAGAUGGAUGCCGAAAUCGAGCUGGAGAUGUCCAGAGGGGUCAGCACGCCGGAAAGAACCCUGGAUGGGAGGCAGGCCCCUUCCAUGGGGGGGUCACCCCUGCUAGGGAAGCAUCAAGCCAUGGGAGCUGCUGUGGCGGCUGGCAUGAGGGAGCCCCCGAGUCUUCUGACCCUUCGCAAGAUCUCAGUGGCCAGGAUGCAUUCCCUCCCCAACGACAGCUACAUGUUCCGCCCGGUGAUGCCCGCCAAGCGUCCCUUCCCACUCCGUGAAGCGGAGCUAGAAGCCUACACCUACAGGUCUCCAAGAGGAUCCGUCACGUCAAUCCGCUCCCAGCCGGUGGUCACGUCUUCAUCCCUGAGGAUUCCACAGGUGGCCUUUCGUCCAGCGACGCCCCCUCCGAGCCACGACGUGGGGGCUCCAUGGAAGCUUCUACCCCCUCACCCUGCCCCUCGCAUCCCCAGUUUCAGCAGGCUGCUGUGCAGACAGGAGGCCAUUCAAAGGGACUCGCUGGAUGGCUCCAAUGCGGAGUCUAAGCAGAGUGACCAGGCUGAGAAUCACGAAAACCCGCCACUGAAAAAGCUGUCUCACAGCGUCUUGGGGCCACCUCUGCUCCACAUGGCCCCCACAUCCCUGCCGGGCACUCCCCCCCUCCCCCGUGCAUCAUCUCCCCGUCCUUCAAGCAUCCACACCCACAGGCACACCUUCAGCCAGCACAGCAUCUCGAGCAGGCGGUCCAGCCACAGCAGCAUCCCGGACGGCUCCCUCUUCGAGUCCUCCGAUCUGGCAGACGAAGAGGUCAGCCACAUCAACAGCUCCGCAAGGGACUGGGGGGCGCGGCUGGAUGGCAGGGACUGCUCGGACUCCCCUUUCGCCUCCCCGUCCCCGUCGCCCAUCCCCUUCAAGAACUGCAGCACAACCAGCUUGACCGCGGGGAACAGCAGGGAGAAGGAGCUGAAGAAGUUCUACAGUGUGGACACGCGGGGCUUCUUGGCCAAGCCGACGUGGGCGGACGACCAGCGGCGGCACUCCAUUGAGAUCUGCCCCUCCGUCGACCGUGGGGACCGAGCCUUUGCCGAGGCACCUGAAAGGAGGCAGCUGCCUCUCCAGGUCCAGUCAGAGUCCGAGUCCCUCCACGGCAUCCGGAGGAAGAAAAAAAUGAGCCCCCCCUGCAUCUCUAUCGAUCCUCCCGUGGAGGACGAGAGCGGCGCCUCCACGCGCACCAAGGCCUCUGAGAACAGCCUGCUGAGGAGGAGGACGCCAUCCUGCGAGUCCACUGCCUACAGGGACUCCUUGGAGCUGGCCGAUGGCCAGCCAGGAGAACUUGCCUGCAAGGCGGACCGCUGGGCCCCACCGGCCUGCCGAGGGGAGCACCUGACCAUCCCAAGCUUCUCCUUUGAGCCGUCGGACCCCGGUUCCGCGAGUGAGCCCUGCGAGUGCCUCUCGGAGCGCAGCCAUGCUGCAGACCCCUCCACAGGUUCCCCACCUGUCGGUGCGGAACUGCAGAAAACAGACCCUUUGGAAACUCACGGCACCCCCUCCGAGCAGACCCAAGAAGGACGCAGGGGGCCCAGGAGUCCCCUCCCGCAGCACGGACUGGUUCCAGCGUCCCCCACCACAGAAGACAUUGUGGACGAGCCAGUAUAGCUUCCGAGGGGGGUGGUCUUUGAUGAACUCUAAGGGCUUUGCCACCAGACGUGGCUUUGAAGAGAACAGGUUGGAAAGCCACCCUCUCCAUGGCUGACGCUUGCCCCCAGACCCUUGGUCUCUCCUCUCCCUCAGCGCUGUGAAGGCCUUGUGGCUGCUUCAAAGAAGGAAGCGGAGUCCA